CUAUGGUGGGUCCAGACCCUCCAGCCCGCCUGGAGCUCGUAUAUACGCUGUGCUCAGCACACAAACGUCCGCACGUCUGAAUUUGGCGACAUGUACCUCCAAGCGCUUACUCACGCAAGAUUCGCUAACGUAGUCCUAGCUAUCAUGCAUGGUGAGCGGCACAUGGGAGCUGAGAUGCGGGCCGAUUUGCCAGAACAAGGUGGGGAAAAAUUGUCCUCAACAGCGACCCAGCCGCGGACUUUCUGAAGUCAUGAUGCCAUGGAGCCAUUCGAUCUUCCGGCUCCGCGUACGCGACCACCCCAACGAGAUCCACUGCGCCGGACACGAGUACCGUGAUGGGGCAGGCUACUUUUGUCCGGAGCUCGGUUCCGAACUUUACACGCAACGGCCAUGUCGGAGCAUUAACCACCUACAGGCCCAAUAUGGAAGUCCACGAUCGAUGCACUCUCGCUCCAUCAGGCCACCGCCAGUCGUACCACGCAGGUGCUGUUCCUGCGUUCGGCUCUCCACCACACCCUCGGCUACUACCACGGCUGGCUUUGAAGGUGCAGAGGAAACGCCAAUGGGGCGGUGGACUUUGCCCAGGUAUCAGCAAGCGUGACGUUGUCCAUUCCUCGCAAUUCCGGUGAGCUUAGACGCUCUCGCUUCAGAGUUCCACGCCUGGGUCUUGUCGAAACCACCAUCAACAGUACAUCGUGUGCGCCGUAUCCGGAAUGUCCUAUGAGAGCUAGCCAACAGCGAGCGAUAACCCCACUCGCGUCGGCUGUCAAGCGGUAAGUAUUACGCCAUGGUUCAGCUGAGGGGGACAACAAAGUACGCGUCCUUUCUCCGCUGCUCUAAAAUUUAUCCAACAACUGUCCUUGAAAACACGUCUGCACGUCUGCGGGGUCUAUAGCCUUCUG
Messenger RNA from Trematosphaeria pertusa, 902 nucleotides. RefSeq lists its product as uncharacterized. The record is from RefSeq and is a predicted model, not a curated record. NCBI's taxonomy places the organism in Eukaryota, Fungi, Ascomycota, Dothideomycetes, Pleosporales, Trematosphaeriaceae. The transcript has a single exon. The coding region runs from base 149 to 601 and encodes 150 amino acids.